UGUUGAGCAAGCUGCGGCAACGCUUUCGUAUUGCAAGACAAAGUGAUCUGUUUCCGAAGGAUGUCACCCCCGCUUAUGGCAAGCCUAGGUGUUAUCCCGCUCUCCGUCAUUUCUGUGUGCGCUAUGCCCGAACAUUCUAUACGGGUGUUAUUCCCUGCCAAAACCAUCCACACGGGAUUCCCGAUAUUGAACAGCCUGAGAAAGAAGUGUGUGUUCCUAGUGACGAGUAUGUUCCUUAAAGAUUCUGUCCAACUAAAUUCACUUUCAGAUUACUAGGAAGCGAGUUUAGCGUCAAGGAGGUCAACAGGAG
Molecule: messenger RNA, 310 nt
Organism: Cantharellus anzutake
Lineage: Eukaryota; Fungi; Basidiomycota; Agaricomycetes; Cantharellales; Hydnaceae
Exons: 2
Coding region: 61-276 (71 amino acids)
Source: RefSeq, a predicted model, not a curated record